Musca domestica (house fly) is the source of this 4694-nucleotide messenger RNA. It is a transcript of the gene Pitslre, whose product is annotated as serine/threonine-protein kinase PITSLRE. The coding region runs from base 921 to 4205 and encodes 1094 amino acids. Gene Ontology annotation, cellular component: nucleus. Lineage: Eukaryota; Metazoa; Arthropoda; Insecta; Diptera; Muscidae. The transcript is spliced from 4 exons. Gene Ontology annotation, molecular function: cyclin-dependent protein serine/threonine kinase activity; ATP binding. Gene Ontology annotation, biological process: protein phosphorylation; regulation of mitotic cell cycle. The record is from RefSeq and is a predicted model, not a curated record.
CUCCGUUUUCUUUUUUGCUGUAAACGUUUUGUGCCAGAAAAAUUACAAUUUCCUUCAAAUUUUCAAGGAAAAAAACUUGCUAUUUGUAAAAAUUAUACAUAGAAUCAUGGAAUUGUAAUUGAAAAAACGGAGAAUAAGUUCCCAUGGACGUUGUGAGAACAAGAAAGUUGUAAAAUUUCCUGUUCAUUGUGUGGCUUUUUAUCUAAGAAAAAGGGGUGCUUGAAAGCGACAUCAAGUCAGCUACAGCCAAGCGAAAAAUAAGAAGAAGAAGAAGCAAUUCACAACCAGCCAACCCUUUCAAGAGCAUUCCUUUGUGGAAACUUGUGGAAAUAAUUGCAAAUCAUUUUUGCAAUAAAAAUUACCAUUUGGAAGUUGUUGACCAGAGGAAUCCCAUUAAAAUAGAAAAACAAAGGAAAUUAUGUCUGGCAGCGAGGAUGGGCAAUUACGUAGUCCCACAGAUGCCCAUAUGUUUAGGCCAAAAAGUGUGUACAUGUCCAAUGACCGAUGCGCGCGAUGGCCACGUAACAUAUUUAAACAAAAAACAUUUCCUAAACUAUCAAUUUUUUAUAAAAAAAAAAACUAAAAAAAUAUAAAAAACUACCGUCAACAACGUAAAAUAAACAACAAAAACAAAAAAGAUCCAGGAAUGGCUUUUUUACUUCAAUGGCAAGAAAUCAUAAAAGUGGAUUAUGAUAAAAGCUGAUGAAUUGUGACAGCUGUGAAACUGAUAAAAGCUGAAGGAGCUAGAAGAUGCAGAAGAGCGUACUACAUGUACCACAAAAAAGAGUGAUUUCUUAAUCCACUGCAAUGGGAAACUAUAUGCCAGAAAAAACAACCAUAUGAAAAAUGGAAUCUAGCUAUAACAACUCUGUACACCACCAAAAUACAGUUACCCAUUAUCACCAUCACUACAAAACAAUAUGGGUGGCGACGAAGAGGAACAUGAUACCGAUUCUUUGGACAUAAAACCACCACAGGCUCAAGUUGCCAGGGACUCGAGCGGUUCGCGGCGCAAAGAAAGAUCCAAAGAUAAAAAACAUUCCAAAGAACGAAGGCACAAGGAAAGAGAUCGCUAUUCAGAAGGUUCUUUGCGCGAAAAGGAUUAUAGGGAACAGCGCGAUGAGCGUCCCGAAAGACGCAGUGAUGCUGACAGGAAACAGGAAAUGAAGAGGGGUUUCGAGAGGGACGAGUAUAUGGCCAACAAUGAUAAACGCUAUCACAAGCACUACGAUCACAUGGGUGCCGGAGUAAUGGGAGAAAACAAUUCCAGAUCAAGGGGAGGUAUAUAUCAUCAAGAAAUGGGUGGCGGCGGCGGGGGCUAUCAUCAUGGCCAUCCGGAACAUCAAUAUCAUCAGUAUCACAUGCACCAACCACCCAGAAGCCACCAGGAUUAUUAUGAUCAUCGACGACAAGACUAUCACCAGCAGCAUCAUCAUCACCAAACACCCACCGAUUAUCACCAUCACCACCAACAGCAGCAGCAUCAGCAAAGACAUCAACAGGCCUAUGAAAACGCCCGCAGCCACAAACACUAUGAACAGCGCAAGUACUAUGACCAGGCGGCCAAGGACCCCGAGAGUCUGGAACAAGACCUGCGUUCUCGUUUGCUAAGCAAACGCCACAAAUAUGUGAAGGAUGAUGUCAUGGAUGUUGAUGAUGGUGGCCUGAUGUACGAACGCAACGAAAGGCUGUACGACGAAAGGGAAAGCAAAUCCGAACGUCAUAAGGAGAGAAGGCGAAAAGAUCGUGACAACAAUGAUGUUGUGCUCGUCGAUGAUAGUUCCGAAGUGGAACGUCAGAGGCGCCGCAAAAAACACAAGCGCCACAAAGACAAACAUGCCAAACAGCACCAGCGUUAUGUGAAUGAGGAGGAAGAUGGCGAGGAGGAGGAGGAAGAACAAGGGGUGGCGGCUGAGCGACCAGAGAAAAAGGAGUCGGCCAAAAAACCAGCCCCAGAAUCUAAAGACAAAAGUCCCGAAGACCCCGAACUGGUAGCUAGGCGAGCCAAAAUUUUGGCAGCCGAACAGGAGAAAGAUAAACGCCGUGAUAUUGCACGCAAGGAAUUGGAGGCACGUCGUGAGAUGUUGCGAGAACGUGGAUCCAUUGUGGAUGCGUUGAGUCCCACCGCUGUGGCGGCCAGUGUUACCGCCAGUCUACAUGUUGUCAAACGCAAACACAACGACAAGGAGGAGAAGGCGAAACGUAAACGUCUUAAGAAAUCCAAAGAACAACAGGACAAUGAUAAUGACGACGACGACGAUGAGGAGGAAGAUUCCGAAUCUGAUUCAUCCGAUGAAGAUUCCCAAGAAAGCGGCAAUGAAGGUUCAGAAAAAUCCGAUGAUGAGUCCGAGGAUUAUCACAGUGAUCGCAGCGCUUACAAAAAGGCCAAAACAAAAAAGAAAAAAUCCGAUUAUGUGAGUGAGGGUGAAAUCUCUGAUAGUCCUUUGUCGGUGGGGGAAAUUUCCAAGUCCCCGGAGGCCCGAAAAUCAAGGCACGACAAGAAAAAGAAGAGCACAAAAGUGGAAGAAGUGAAGGGUGCCGGAGGGGAGAAAAACAAAACGACUAGAAACACAGAAACUGUUUCACUUUCUCCCAGCCUCAGUACAAGUUCGCGCUCUCGCUCCCACACACCAGCUGAGUCACGUUCCAGAUCGAGAAGUCGAUCGCGAUCAAAAUCCUAUGUUUCACGUAGUUCUCGGUCACGCUCAAGUUCUGCCUCGUCGGCUCACAGCCGCUCCCGAUCACGUUCAAGAUCUCCCCGUUCACAUUCUCGUUCCCGGUCCAGGUCUUCGCACAGUUCACGCAGUAGAUCAAAUUCCAGAUCACGCUCCAGAUCGCGUUCUCGAUCCCGGUCACGCUCCGAGGAACGUGACAUGAAGGCAAAUUCCAAGCGGGAAGAAAAGGAAAACAAAGACAAUGAGUUGAACAAUAAAAAACCGGAAGAGUCUGACACAGAUGCUCCGCUGCUCGAUGACAAAGGCAAUCCUUUGCCCAAUUAUUAUCCCGGCAUACAAGGCUGUCGAUCCGUGGAAGAGUUCCAAUGUCUGAAUCGCAUCGAAGAGGGCACAUACGGUGUGGUGUACCGGGCCAAGGAUAAGCGAACGAAUGAAAUUGUGGCCCUAAAACGUCUGAAAAUGGAAAAGGAAAAAGAAGGCUUUCCCAUUACAUCGCUGCGUGAAAUCAACACCCUACUCAAGGGACAACAUCCCAACAUUGUAACGGUGCGAGAAAUUGUGGUCGGCUCGAAUAUGGAUAAGAUUUUCAUUGUCAUGGAUUAUGUUGAACAUGAUCUGAAAUCGCUGAUGGAAACUAUGAAGGCCAAGAAGCAAUCCUUUUUCCCCGGCGAAGUCAAGUGUCUAACACAACAACUGUUGAGGGCCGUGGCCCAUUUGCACGACAAUUGGAUUUUGCACAGAGACCUGAAGACCUCGAAUUUGCUGCUCUCACACAAGGGUAUUCUGAAGGUGGGCGAUUUCGGUCUGGCCCGUGAAUAUGGUUCGCCGCUCAAGAAAUACACCUCCCUGGUGGUAACAUUGUGGUAUCGUGCACCAGAAUUGCUUUUAUGUUCGGCCGAAUAUUCCACACCCAUUGAUAUUUGGUCGGUGGGCUGUAUCUUUGCUGAAUUUCUACAAAUGGCUCCCAUAUUUCCGGGCAAAACGGAGGUGGAUGAGCUGAAUAAGAUUUUUAAGGAACUUGGAACCCCCAACGAAAAAAUAUGGCCCGGCUACAAUGAACUGCCCUUGGUGAAAAGUAUGUUGAGUCAAAAUUCCCAAUUUGCUGAUUACCCCGUGUCCAGUCUACGCAAGCAUUUUGCCGACAAAACCAGUGACAUGGGCAUCGAUCUGUUACAGGGCCUACUCACCUACAAUCCCAAACAAAGGCUAACAGCCGAUGCUGCACUGAAACAUCAAUAUUUCAAGGAAUUACCUGUACCCAUUGAUCCAUCCAUGUUUCCCACCUGGCCGGCCAAAAGUGAAUUAGGUGCACGCAAGGCCCUGGCCUCGUCACCUAAGCCACCCAGUGGCGGCAGCCAAUUUAAGCAAUUGGGACGUGAUGAUGUGGCCGGUGCUGGCAGUGGCGGCAAAAUUAUUUCCGGCAUCAUAACCGGCAAUAAAAAAUCCUCUGCCAAUACCGGGUUUGUGCUUAAUGCUGGGAUAGAUCAACGGCAAUUGGCCAUGGGUCCGGGAUUUAAUUUGAAAUUCUAGACUAGUUUUUAUUGUUUCGUUGUUUUUUUUUUCCAAAUUCAAUGUUGUUUUUCUGCUAUUUGUUUAAUUGGUGUUUAAUUAUAAAAAACAACAGAAAGAAAUCCUGCCUCCCACAGAUAAGAAGAAUAAUCUUCGCUCAGAUUUGUAGUUUAAUUCAAAACUAAAAUUAAACAAAACAUUUUUAUAAGUUUUCUUUUUUAAAUGAGAAUUUUUUAGUUUACUUUUUUUAAUUUAAUUUUUCUUUUCCUUUUUCUUCCGUGAAAUAUAUUUUAAUUUGUUUUUUUUAUAAUUACCCUAAGAUUUCAAACACUAUUCACACUACUACUUACAUAUUUACAAACAAAUUUAACUGUAAGACAUAAUAAGGAACAUUUAAAAUCAGUAAAUUAAAAAAAAAAACAAAACCAGCAACAAAAGAAAUAAAAAAAAUCUGUAAAAAAUAUAUACAAACAAAAUACAUAUAGUUUUGGAUAAAAACUUAUCAAAACA